AUGAUCGAAGUAGAAAGAAGCACAUUACAAGCAAAAGAAUCGGAACAAUUUAAAGGAGAACGGAAGUUAAAAAUGAAGAAAUUUAUUGCAAUUGGAUUAGGACUUACGGGAUUAGCCUAUUUGAGCUAUCAAUUGUACAAUUUGUGGAAGCAAUCGGAAGAACAAGAUGAAAUGGAUGAAUUUAUCAAAAUCAUCAAAGAUUGGAAAGUGAAUCAAAAACUAUUCAACAAGCGGAAAAACUUUCCAAGCAACGGUUUCGAAUUGGAUCUAUGGCAGCCAUUAGCUGAAGAAGAUGAAGAAAUUGAAGAGGAAUUGGAAGUGGAAGUAGAAGAGGAAAACAACAUGAUGAACUUCGAUGAGGAAGUGAAUUAUCAUCUUUACCGGAAUCGUCGGUACUAUCCAACCUUGAAUUUCAAUCGGGAAUUAGAACUUAUUGAAGAAGAUGACUAUUGGGAUGACUUGGAUGUUGAUUUUGAAGAAUUUUUCUAA
This is a messenger RNA of Clunio marinus, 489 nucleotides long. The record is from the annotation of a GenBank genome assembly. NCBI's taxonomy places the organism in Eukaryota, Metazoa, Arthropoda, Insecta, Diptera, Chironomidae.